AUGUUUGAACGUUUGUACAAAUUAAAAUCUGAAGUGGAAAUUAUGCUUUUACAAUUAGGAAAAGACAAUAUUCGUGAGAGUUUUACCAAUGAAAAAUUAACAUUCUACUUUGCGUACCUAGUAGAUAUUUUUGAAACUAUUAAUAACCUAAAUCUCAAAUUACAAGGGAAGAAUACGAAUAUUAUAACCACCAAAAAUUCUAUAAACUCAUUUCUAGAAAAGAUACAGCUAUGGAAACGCCGAGUAAACAAAGAGACUCCUAAUUUUUCGUGUUUCCAUCGAUUGAACGAACUUAUCUCUGAUGAGGAAGAAUAUAUUUGUCUUGUUGGAUUGAAAAGUAUAGUGAUUGAACAUCUUGACUGUUUGACUGAUGAAUUCAUGCGAUAUUUUCCGAAUUUUUUUAACGAAAGUUGGAAAUAUAAGCUAAUAAGUUGUCCAUUCAGUGCUAACGUAGACACAUUGCCGGAUACAUUUCAAGAACAGGCAAUCGAGCUGAAGAAUGAUUCACGCGCAAAAAUUGAUUUUAAUUAA
Messenger RNA from Sipha flava (yellow sugarcane aphid), 531 nucleotides. RefSeq names its product zinc finger BED domain-containing protein 5-like. The transcript has a single exon. The coding region runs from base 1 to 531 and encodes 176 amino acids. The record is from RefSeq and is a predicted model, not a curated record. NCBI's taxonomy places the organism in Eukaryota, Metazoa, Arthropoda, Insecta, Hemiptera, Aphididae.